CUAGCUUCUACCAACCACCUGACAACAACUAUAUAACAUUGAGCUUUACUCUCUUGAGGAAGACUCAUUCAAAUUUUGAAGCUAUCACAUAGUCUAAGGGAGAUAUUGGAGUGACAGCAUUUCAGUUACCAGAGGAGUGACUAACUGACUUUAAUUUUAGAUAAACAAGGUUGUCGAUGAUAACUUUUUGCCAGUUGACAGUGUUGGUUAGUCUUUCAAUACUGCUUUUUCGGGACUUACUUUAACCAAGGGCAACUCCUCUACAAAUUUGCUUGACACUACUUUGGGGGUGCUCUGGUACCUUGGUGUUGCAGUAAGUUUCUGUCACCAUUAGUUAUGGACAAGCAACAAAUAUUAUGGCCUCCGUCAUGGAAUAACAAUCAUCUUGUUGAUAAUGCUUCGAAUAGCACACGUGUGGAUACCCAAGCAGUGGCAGAGCAUAAUUCUGUUGUUGUUCGCCUUAUGAAGGGCCGUACAAUGGAAAGACUGACUGAUAUAGAAUUGAGUAGUGUCCAUGCAACUAAGCCUAAAAGCACUGGUUUGGUUAAUGAUGCCACAUCAAUUGUCUUGCAGGAGGAAGAUGUGGAAACCCCAUGUGGUAACAUUAGGGUUGCCAUUCAAGGAGACCGAGCUAAACCAGCUAUCCUUACAUUCCAUGAUAUUGGUCUUAACCAUACGACUUGCUUUCAAGGAUUUUUUGGAUUUGCUGAUAUGCAACCAAUCUUACGCCAUUUUUGUGUGUAUCAUUUGAAUGCCCCUGGCCAGGAGGAAGGAGCUCUUCAGUUGAGACCAGAGCAAGAUGCCCUUGGUAAUCCUGAAACCCUUAAUGGGAACAGCUAUUCUUAUCCUACCAUGGAGCAACUUGCUGAUGCUGUCCACCAUGUUGUUGAGCAUUACAACUUAAGAAGGAUUAUAGGAUUUGGUGUUGGUACUGGAGCCAAUAUUUUGGUUAGAUACAGUUUGUGUCACCCAAGCUUUGUCGAUUCGUUGGUGGUGAUUAAUCCCACUUGUGAUGCUCCUGGAUGGAUAGAAUGGGGCUACCAAAAAAUGAACAUGUGGUAUUUGUUUAGUGGUCAAAUGACAAACUUUACUGAAGAGUAUCUCUUGUGGCAUUGGUUCGGAAAGAAAACUCGAUGGGAAAACCAUGAUUUAGUCAAUGUGUACAAGGACUGCAUCAAAGCUAUUAAUCCACAAAACCUGGCAUUAUUCAUAGAAUCUUAUCUGAGACGAACUGAUCUUGGUUUGAUCCGAGAACUGGAUAAUAUUCGCAGGAACACUGUGAAGAAUGUAAAAUGCCGCACUAUGCUGCUGGUUGGUGAUGACUCUCCUCAUCUUGAUGAAGUUGUUAAUAUGAAUGGAAGGAUGGAUCCUCAGGAGACUGAUUUCGUUAAGAUUGCUGAUUGUGGUGGUAUGCCCCUUGAGGAGCAACCAGCCAAAGUGUGUGAGGCUUUCCGGUACUUUCUUCAAGGAAUGGGCUACAUUCCUGCAUUGAUACCAUCUCGUAGUGUGUCAACUUGCAGUGAUUUUAGCCUUGCAAGCACCAGGAGUCCUACCACUGAGGAAGAUGCGGUUGAAUGUUAGAGAAGUCUUAUAUAUCAUUGAACUGGCUUUAAAUCUCUCUGCCAGGCAACUCAAAUAACCCACUUGAAAUAACUGUUCAUAUAACUAUGAUGCAAACUAACAAACUUCUUCCCUACUCCUUCCCCCACCCUAUCUUAUUUUUUGCAGCUCAGACUAUCACCUGUGAGCAUAAGUAGUUUCUCUUUCCUUUCCCCCACUCUUGUUAGGCUUUUUAUACUUUUGAUUACUUUCAUUUUCAGAAAGCUCACUUUAUAUAUUAUUGCUACGGUUUAUAAAUUACCAUGUUUAAAUACCAUAUUUUCUAAGUCACCAGCCAUUUCAUUUUGCUGAUUUUUUUUUUCUGUUGUUUAAUCUAAUUAGCAAUUCCCUAUAACUAUUUUGAUACUUUCUGAAAAAAAAUUAUAAAAAAAUAUUUUUUUUUUUUUAAAUAAAGGAAUUGCAUUUGAAUGUCUGCAUCACUUCAUCCUUUUUAGCAGCCAUCAAGGUUGACUAAUUGAAGCUUUCUUUUUGGUCCAUACUUGCUCUUUUUUUCCGCACCAUUUCUCACAAAGAUGACAAACUAUGUGCUUUUGCUUUCCUUCAAAGAGUUAAGUGAAAUUGCAGUAUCCAAGUAGUUGUAUGUCUAGAACAGAACCACUUACUCCAUAACAUUCUACUAAAGCUGAAAAUAUGAAGAUAUGUAGUUAGAAUAUGAAAUCUGAUACUGCAUUUUGCUCUAAGUGUUCCCUUUUUGUCAUCUUCAGCAUUCCAAACAUUUGUGAGUAUAUCCAGUCCCUACACUGCCGGUCUUCUAAAUUUUCUCUUGUGACUCAUUAAAUUAGUCGCAAGUCAUCAAAAUAUAAGCGAUAUCCUCUACAAGACACUCGAUGUGGGUCUUCCUUCAUGCCAUUAAGUAGCAUACUUUAUUCACAUCAAAUAAAAGAUAUGAACAAUGAAAAUGGAUAUUGCUGAGGGGGUCAGUUAUGAUUGGAAGAUGGGUAGGCAAUCGGUAAAUGCUGCAAUCAUUAACUUGUAUGUUAUUAGGACUCAAACAUAUUAAACGAAAUCUAUGUAAAAUGGGACAAAUAAUUCCCCCACUUUGUAAUCUCUCCUUUGCUUAUUAGCGUACUUGAGCAAUGUAAUUGAUACUGCUGUUGCCAUCUCCAGAAACAUAAGAACUCUUGUAUAUGAGCUAGAAGUGGAUUCCCCCUAAGUAUCUAGCCAGCUGCUGUAGAUGGUACUAAAGUAUCUGGUUUACAAUUUUCCUCAUAUCAUGCAAUUGUUCUAUUCUGUUUGUAUUAUAAGAAAGGUUUGGAGUUGGUAGAGAUUAGUAUUAGUUAAUAGGUUUUCAUAGAGAGUGCAUUUGAACUAGUCUGCUCUAAUUCCUGUAUUGCUUUAAGUGGAUGCGGAGCUUCAGUAGCUGCCCUAGUAGAUUUGAUCUUGUCAUUCUAGUAAGAAAUAAUAUUUUAUUUUUAUGGCAGAAGUUAAGACUAGAUAUGUUGAGAGACAAUUGGACUGGGCUUGACAAGAGUUUCUUGCUGAACCUCUUUUGAAGGAGAUUGUGCUUAGCUUCUAAUACUGGCUGAUUAAUUUUUUUUUUAAAACCACUUUUGUUCUGUUACUGCUGUUCUUUGAGCAGCCAUUCUGAUACCAUCCAAUGAAAGUUGCUGUACUGCUAAAAAGUAUUGGACAUUUAGAUUCCUUGUUUAGCUAGUGCCACAACUAUAAAAGUUUUGGUCAAAAUCCAACUUACCUUCUAGUAAAGGUGAGCAGUAUGAAAGAUUUUCCACCCUCCUCCUUUGCCUAUCAAAGCUUCAACUGGAUAGGAAAGUUGAUAUGGGUUUACUUGCUAAUCACCACCUAGAAUGUUUUCAGUAACAAUACAUUCCAUUUCUUGCUUAAAAACCAAAUUAUCUGUUCUUAAUAAUGAUCCAUGCCUUGUUUUCCAUAUCCCAUCAGCUAGACUGUAGUUACUCAACUAUUAUCUAGACUCCUGUAUAUAUAUAUCUAUAUUGGUUUGUUAUUUGUUUGUUAGUUUUUUUCCUGUUUUGUUUGGACAGAGCAUCUCAGUAUAUAGAUGCCCUUACGACUGCUCCUAGACAGUCUUUGUUUUUUACAGAAAGAAUUUAAAAAGAAUAACCAUUCAAUUGUAUAUACACUGUUCUAGCUCGCUGUUAUUUUGUAAUAUAUCUUCGAAUAAAGAGUUGUUUUCUUUA
Molecule: messenger RNA, 3776 nt
Organism: Octopus bimaculoides (California two-spot octopus)
Lineage: Eukaryota; Metazoa; Mollusca; Cephalopoda; Octopoda; Octopodidae
Product: protein NDRG3
Source: RefSeq, a predicted model, not a curated record